AUGAGUUUUCUCUUCAGCUCGAUUAAGAACCUCACCGUCGGCGGUACGGUGCUCGGCGGUUCCUCCUCAGCAGCCGGCAGUGCCACCAACGCCCAGACCGCGACCACCACCCCAACCGCUUCCGGCACUGGCCCGAUCGUCAGCUGCUAUCAAGAAUCGGAAGAAAUGCGGUUCAAUGCUUUAUCACCGCCACCACCUCCUCCACCGCCGCCCCCGUCGGCUUCCAGCUCCGACUACAACAUCAGCAAAAAGAUGGGCGUCCCGGAUACGCAGUCCGACUUCAACCAGUGGCUGCACGCGAUGAAGAUGGUGGCCCGUCUACCCGGCGGAAUGCCUUCGGAAUUUCGGCGAAAGCUCUGGAUGGCAUUGGCCGAUCGCUACCUGAAAACGAGAUCCCUCAACUGGGAGGAAGAGUCAACCAAAUGUCUUGGCGAACAGUCGGACGAAGAUGACGAGGAGCUGGGCAUACAGAUCGUGAAGGAUCUUCACCGGACCGGAUCGAGCCUUUGUUCCGGUCCGUCCGGGACGAUCAACCAGGGCAAGCUGAAGCGUGUGCUGCUCGGCUACUCGCGCUUCAACCCGGAGGUGGGCUACUGUCAGGGUUUCAACAUGCUCGGUGCCCUCAUCCUGCAGGUCAUGGACAAGAGCGAGUCGGACUCGAUCAAGGUGAUGAUACUGCUGAUCGAGGGUUUGCUACCGGCCGGCUACUUCUGCGGAUCGCUCGGUGGCUUACAGGCCGAUAUGGCCGUGUUUCGCGAUCUGCUCGGUACGCGACUCCCGAAGCUGGCGCGCCACCUCCAGAAGCUCCAGGGCCCGGAGGGAGCCUUCGAGCCACCGCUGACGAAUGUGUUCACGAUGCAAUGGUUUCUGACGCUGUUCUGCACCUGUCUGCCGAUACCGCUGGUUCUGCGCGUUUGGGAUCUCAUACUGAUCGAGGGCAGUGAUGUGCUGCUCCGGACCGCAUUGGCCAUCUGGGGAAUUCUGGAAAGUAAAAUCCUCGCCACCAAGACGGCCGAUGACUUCUACUGCAAGAUGGGAGCCCUUUCGUCGGAGCUUGUCAACGGAAGUCUGGUGGAUUCGAACGCACUGAUACAGCGCGUGGUUGACAUUGGACCAAUAGCGGACCUGCCGAAGCUGCGGGAAAAACACCUCAACAGUAUUACACAGCUAAAGGACACGUCCAACCUGAAGAUUUUCUACUCGGACGACGAGGGCGAAUCGGACGAAGACUCGCGGUUAGCGGUAACAGCGACCGCGUGGGGUCUGCGGUCCGGUCGGCGAGCCUCGCUGGGCAUCCCGCCUAACUUUGCCCGGGCCGAGGGCAAGGAGAAGAUGAACCUGGACAUCUCCCUGCUGAAGAAGCAGUACGACAAGCUGCGCGAACGACAGCGACAGGCACAUAUCAUCCUAACGGCGGCCGUCGCCCGUCAACCCGCAAACCCAUCCCCCAACAGUGGUACGCUGCAGGUGAAUCAGCUGCUCGUCGGCAAAAGUGCGCUGCUCAGUGCCAAAGGCAAACGGCUCGGGCCACCGCAGGGUGCCGUACCGCCGGUCCGCUCCGGGAAGUCCUCCAAACAAUCCAGCAAACAGUCCGGCGGUCCCAAGUCGCCCAAACCGGUCGAAACCCUGCACUGGAAGGAUAUGGACGAGACGAAGCAGCGCCGCAACAGCCUCAAGUGGAAGGAUCUCCCGAAGGAGGCGGUAAAGAAGCCGCAAUCGCAACAGCGCGACGACGGUGCCAAGACGGAUGGCUCUCCGAAGCUGAAAAAAUCCGCCAGCGCAUCGUCGGCCAUCAGCAACCUUUCGGAAACGGGCAGCAGCGGUGGCGAUGGAUCGUCCGGUGCACGCCCGGGUGCGCUAAAACGGCGCAGCGAAUCGUCGUCCUACAGCGAGGAAUCGGACGCAGAAUCCAGCACAAGCACAUCCCUGUGCGAUGACGACAAUCAGCCGCUUAGCGCUUCCUCGCUGGAAGCGUCACCGAUGAAGCGACGAAUAACGCCGGAGUCCAUCAUCCGGGAAGUGCCUGACGAGGAGAAACUGGUUGUGAUCGUACCGAGCGAUAGUGAGCUGACCGACAUCAAGGAGGAACCGUCGUCGUACGGAGACGACGAGGAUGGUGAGCUCAGCAAAACGUCCGAGGUGGACCUGCAGAUAGUUAGUGACCUGUUAAGUCCCGUUUCCGAUGGAGCGCUGGAGCAGCCCGCGAAGCUGUCACCGGUGGCUUCGGUGCAUCCCGAACUGGAGGAUAAGUCGCUCUCGAUCGCCAUCACCAGCACCAGCCAACUGUCACCCAUACCCGACAUCAGCAAGUACGUCAGUAUGUCCACGAUCAGCCCACUCAAGACGCCAUCGUCGCUGAUGGAUUACUCGGACUAUCUGGCAAACAUUCCGACCGACAACACCGUCACGGUGGAUGCAACCAAAAGCUCCACCCCCAUGGUGGAGGUGGCACGCAUCGAACCCGACCCGGAACCGUUCAAGGUGAGCGACGAGGGCGUCACGAAUGAGCUGUUCGAGCGUAUUAAUGCGGCCGAGCGGCCCAGCAAGCUCGAUCUCAACGUGAUCAAGGAGCGGCGGGUGAGCGAAUCGCUCGUAAACACCGCCGAGAGUGGUCUGGAUCGAAGCGAUGCCACCUCGAAGCUGGACAACUACAGCUUUACCAACGUCUCGAACCGUUCGUCGAUGUCGUCCUCGUUUGUGCUGGAGUUGCCGAUCAAGAGCACCCUGCAACACGACAGCCCACUGCUGCCACCCAGCGUAGAUCUUGCCUCGCUGGUGGACCGCGAAUCGACCAAACAGCCAAAGUAUCAAAUUGCCGACGCACUCAGCACUCCCACGCCGCAGGAAGAAGAACCGCACGAAAGUCCCGAGGACAUUGAACGGUACCUCGCCAAUCGGGUCAAGUUCCUGAAGGAGAAAUCGUUCUCCAUGGACGAUCCGAUCAAGGGGGAGGAUCUGCCCCCGGAGGACAUCUCGAAGCGGUCCGCAUCGGAGGGGCUGGUGACGGUCGAUACGAACCCACUGAAGAGUGAUAAAAUGUUGGAGAUAAUCAAGGAAAAUUCGCUCAUUCUCGGUAGAAUAGUGCGCAAAACGCGCGAACAGGACGAACAGCGGACGGAUCAGCUGAUCAAGCAGGACGAAACGGAAAUGCUCAUCAAAACAAUCGAGCAGCUGCCGAGCCUGCACCUGGACGAAGAAUCGCUCGAUCUUAAAAUUUCCCACACCGUAAACGAGCUGCUCGAAACGUCCGAAGUGGACAAACCGCUGCUUUCGCCCUAUCGGUUGAAGUUUGACAGUGAGCUUACCGGGCCCGAGGCGGAACCACAGGCGGGCGAAAGCAUCAAAUCCAAAACGGAUCUUCUUAUACAACGCACCGAAGAGCAGCUGGCACGAUUUGCACCUCCAGAGCCAACGUACUACGUCCGGAAGGACAACUUUCGGGAGAUUAUAACGCCGGAAGAGGAGAAAGUGAUCGAACCCACUCGGGAUCCGGUGAAGGAACCUUCCCCGACGGUUCCACCGAUACCCGCAGCAGUAGCGACGAACGUGGCGGACCCAGAACCCGAAUGUACUGUGCCGCAACCAAUCAACUUAAGCUUUAACGCCAUCGAUACGAGGGCGGUAUCAUCCAAAACGGAGGAAUUGAUCAAGAAAACCGAGGAACAACUAGCGCGCUUCCGUACGCACGACAAAAAGAUGAUAGACAAACUGGAGAAGCGACUCUCGCUGAUCGACAUGAAACUGGGCGAGACCACAACGCUGAGCACCGCCCCACUGGCCACGGUAGCGUCGAGCAAGACGGAGGAGGUACUGAAGAAGUCGGAGGAGCAAAUUUCGCGCCUGUUGGCACGCAAAUCGCCGACGCGCUUCAAGCUCGACACCGAUCACACCGAUCUGAAGCCGCUCAGCCUGAAAACGGAAGAGCUGAUCAAGAAGACGGACGAGCAGCUGGCGCGGUUUAAAGCGUCCGCCGAAAGUACGGCGGAAAAGCGCAAAAGUCGCCACGAAAUCGACGAGCUGCUCCGGCCGGAAAACAGCACCGAACGGAUGCUCAGCCGAUCGUGCGAAUCGAUCCGGAGCGAGGACUUCUCGGGCCGCGAUCAGGAGGAGGCGGUAAUUAUACGGCACGUCAAGGAGGAGAUACUGCGCACGAUCAAGAUACCGGACGAGGUGAAAAGCUCCCGGACGGACGAGAUCAUCAAGAGCAUUGAGGAUGGGAAGAUCAAGCUGGGCGAUGACUACAUCACGACCAUCAAGACAAUCGAUUACUUGAAGCGCUCGAACGCGAACAUGCUGGCCACGCUUUCGUCGAUCGAGAAUUCGAUCAAAACCAUCGACGGGUACUGCGACUACGAGUCGGACAUUCAGUCGGACCGGAUCAACGAUACGAUCGACAAUUUGGAGAAGUCUCUCAAGCAGUUCGACAACCAUGCGGACGGUUCCGGAACGAGUCCCACCAGACGGUCGGGUAAUAACUCGGGUACGGCGGAACCGCCGCUCGUGAUGGUACACGAUUACUCCACCACGCACCACGAAUCUCGCUGUCGGCCGACGUCGUGCAACCGGCCCAGUCGACCGCGGAAACGCAAAGAGUACUCACCCCGCCGGCGGAAGGACAAAGAUCGCGAGGGUGACAAGAGCGCCAGCAAUCGGUCCCGCAAAGACCACAGCAGCGACUACUCUUCCGACAAUCAGUCGCUCGAUCGCGAAUCACCCAAAACGUACACGUACGCUUCGUACUACAGCCACUCGCCGCCGCUAACACCGCGGCUAGCGUCACCAUCGCGCAAGCUACCGGAACCGAACGUACGGCCGACGACGCUCAAAAGCACAUCGCACGAUCGGUACACGCUGCACCUGCAACGGGACACCGGACCGCUGGUCAAGUUCGACAAAUCACCCUCGUCGCCGAUCAUUACCAAAGCCUACCUGGAGUCGUUGAAACCCGCCACACCGGUUGCAUCCGGUCGGACAACACGCUCGGCCGAAAACUCACCCCCGUACCAUCCGAACCAACCGCCCGCACUGUCCCCGACGACAUCGGUGCACAUUGGCCGGUACACCGGGACGCUGCGCAGUUCCACCUACCACGACACGGAGCACUCACACAUCAAGAGCUGCGAGAACAUUAUGAUGCGCUUUGACUACGAGAAAAUAUCCGCCAUCGCGGCCAGCUUCCCGAUCAGCAGUGCGCUCACGCCGUCGCCCACCAACAACAAGUACAGCAGUUUGGACUUUAAGCAGGACGCUGCGCUCAACCUGGGCCUUGCGACGUCACCCAACAAAAAGUCGCUACACUAACGCUAAGCCUCGGUUCGUUCGUCCUCACAUCCUCAACAUGGCAUCUGACCACAUGACUCCCCCCCCCCCCCCACAACUCUCAUGUAUGACCCACAAUUUCUGUGAUAACUCAUUGUAUAGCAACCGACGGUACGAUUUCCAUUCCGCGCACGAACUUAGAACCCGUAUUAUAACCGUACCCGUAGCAAUAGAACCGUUCAAUUCGCCCAUUUCACUCCUCCUGCCCAGAAAAUGCACCUUAGGUACCAGGAGUCAACGACGAGCAACUUAACUUUGUAAUGCUAGUGAUAAUCCCGCUAUGUCGAUAUGCCCUUUGCAUCCUUACUACACAUCCUCUCGAUAUUGUGGUAGACGCAAAGAUGACUAGUGCCAGUGCUUUCUGGCGAGUCAUUCGGAUCCUCCAAAUCUCAAUCUACUACCAGCUUGAGAACAUGCAGGCUAACAUGCAUCAUCCAAUACCGCUACUCUACUACUUGCGACUAUCUACAUUAGAUAAGAAUGGUUGUUGUUUGUUGGGGAAAAACACAGACACGCCACCGUUGUACUACCAAGGAUGUCAAACGAGAGUACGUGCUGUGGAGAGUGGAGUGACUGUUCCGAGUGGAUACAUACAGGUACUGCUUAGGGACAAAUGAUUGAAUCGUGCGCUCGGCAGCAGAUGUUGUUACUAACUAUAACCAAAUCACACCAGGUGGCGCUGAUCGGGGUAGUACGGUUUUUUAGUAGUCUACUUACUGUAUAAAAAAAAGAAACAAAUAAGUAAUCAAAACGAAGUUAGAAAAAGAUGCGUCAGGUAUGCGUUUAAUACACACCUUCAUUUUCUCCUUUCAAUAUAAGCGUUCGUUGGUUGUUACUCAUACGCGUUCACUAAGCAACCGUUUACAAUUGAACCCCCACUCCUCCCUCUCCCCUCCUCCCAACACCCUCUGAAACCCCUUCUCUCGCUCUAUGCUCUAUCUUAGCGCAACGACACAAAAACAGGUCCAAGUAGGUCCAAAAACAGGAGCAACCAUUAUUGUUACCAAUCGUUCCGACUAGUGCUCCGACAAAAAGGGGAACGUUUCAUUAUCCCGCAUCGGUUAUUUAGGUGCAAAAUGUUGCCACCGCCGUCACCGCCAUCGCCGCUGCCGCCGUUAAUUGUAUUAUAUUCGAUUUAUUGUAAAGUUAUCGGGGUUAAAUUUGAUAUUAAUCCAUAAAAGAAAAAAAAACAGUAAGGUCCGGGGAAGCGUGUGUGUGUGAUAAGGGCGCAAACAAACAACACACACACUUACAGCACAGAUUAACGCGAACCGAAUAUAACGUAGAUUGAUAAUAAACGAAACCACGUUCUGCUGGCGUUCCGGUGUCACUGUACCGUACACUGUACGCGCCAGCAGUGCUGAUGAGAAGGAGGGCCACCACAACAUACCAUUCAUUGACGGGACGCGUACCACUAGAAGAAAAUAUACACAAAUG
This is a messenger RNA of Anopheles moucheti, 6756 nucleotides long. RefSeq names its product serine-rich adhesin for platelets. Gene Ontology annotation, cellular component: endoplasmic reticulum. The coding region runs from base 1 to 5301 and encodes 1766 amino acids. NCBI's taxonomy places the organism in Eukaryota, Metazoa, Arthropoda, Insecta, Diptera, Culicidae. The transcript is spliced from 5 exons. The record is from RefSeq and is a predicted model, not a curated record.